Messenger RNA from Capronia epimyces CBS 606.96, 993 nucleotides. RefSeq lists its product as uncharacterized. The transcript has 7 exons. The coding region runs from base 1 to 993 and encodes 330 amino acids. The record is from RefSeq and is a predicted model, not a curated record. NCBI's taxonomy places the organism in Eukaryota, Fungi, Ascomycota, Eurotiomycetes, Chaetothyriales, Herpotrichiellaceae.
AUGGCGAGUGAAUUCAACACCGAAGCCUUUACCUUACUCGGCGUCGGCGUCGGAGUCGUGGCCGCACGGAUGGUUUCUCGAGUGUAUAUGGUCGGUGUCAAAGGACUCUGGUUUGAUGAUUAUCUGAUGCUGUUUGCCACCGUCGUCUACGGCCUUGAAACAGGAACUGCAUAUGUCGUCGGUGCCUGGUGGUUCGGCCUAGCCAACAAUGGCAUGACGGAUGAACAACGUCGCACAUUAGACCCCAACUCGCAAGAGUACAGGUUCAGAGUCAACGGCUCCAAGACCCAACUGGUGGGCUGGAGUCUCUACACCCUGUUGCUGUGGACAUUGAAGUUGUGCAUGAUUUUGUUCUACGACAGGUUCACACAAAGCCUGGACUACAUGAAGCAUCGCAUUCGCAUUGGCUAUGCCAUCGUCGUCACGACCUAUCUAGUAACCGAACUCUCAAUAUUGCUCGGCUGCCAUCCGUUUCAUAAAAACUGGCAGAUAUUCCCAGAUCCUGGAAAUCACUGUCAGCCGGCGAUCUCCAGGAUCGAUCUCUACGUCACCGUCAUUCUGAACGUCUUCUCCGACUUAUACUUGCUUUCCAUUCCGAUUCCGAUACUGUGGAAAGCGGAUGUGCCACUCGUGAAGAAGCUAUCACUGAUCGGCAUUUUUGGCGGCGCAGUCUUCGUUAUGGCUGCUGGUAUCUUGCGUGCUGCCCUUGUUAUUAAGGAUCCCGUCGGAGGAGCCCAGCAGGCCGGCAGCUGGGCUGUACGCGAGACAUUUGUCGCCGUCGUGGUGUCGAACUUGCCCAUGGUGUACCAAGGUCUUCGAGCUCUCACCAAGGCCGCCGCUACGAGCAGUGUCUUUUCCAGAAUGUCCCGUUCUCGCCUGGGCUACAGCAGGUCGACCGACGAGCCAGACUUCGAAAUGAUGAACUCGCGAGGGAAGUCUCCGCCACAGCUCGAUGAGAUCCGAACACAACACGAAUUUUUCAAAUUGCCGUAA